GUAACAUAAACAAGUUUUUCAAUUCUGUAUACUGUAUUGUUGUGAACGUUACUACAAUAUACUGAAAGAUAAUGUUAUCUUUAAUUUGCAGAUACAGUUCUUGUUUAGGAGUUAAUUUCAAACAUCAGUAAAUCCAAUAGAUAGGUAAUUAAAGAUAAUAAAAGUUCGAUUUGUGCGAAUUUAGCAAAAUUUUAGUGAGCAUAUCAUAAAUACUAGGCCCCGAAUAUGGAAGAACAGAAUACACCUAACAGUGAAAAUUUACCUUCCUCAACUUCUCAUAUUUUUAAAAAAUUCCAGAAGUUGUAUGCUAAACAACUAAAAGAAGUUGAUGAAACACCAGGAUCAGAUGGCUUGAAGCUCAAAGUUAAAAUAUUAGAGAACUGGGUAGAAGAUUUGACUGAACAAAACAUGAUGCUUGUGAAGACUGUAGAUGAGCUUGAAAGUGAAGCACUCAAACGACUCAGCGUGCUAGAGGCCAAUCUGAAUCAAGGUCAAGAAACAACUCUGGCAGAAGGAACUUUUGGAAGACACUCAAAUUUGUCUAAAGGACUAAACUCUCAGAUUGAAACAUUAUGUCGGGAACUGGAAUUGGUGAAAAGUCAACUUUCAGACAAAGAGAAGCUAAUAUCAACUUAUCAGACACGCAUUGAGGAACUAGGCUCAACAAUUGAGGAAGGGAAAGCUGAUAACAGUGAGAGGGUUUUUGCCCAAAGCCAUAGUAAGCCAGAGAGUGUUUAUGAUCAAGACCGUAAUGUCCAGCCUUCUGUGUACAGAGAACUGGAAAAUACACGCUUACAACUGACACAAGUGGAAAAGGAAGUUAUUCAGUUGAAGAAGAAACUGAAGGAAGCCGAAAGCAACAUCAAGAGAUUGCGAAGUGACUUGGUGUCGAGUGAGAAGAACGCAAAGGAGAUGAGAGCUGCUUUGACAGCAGAGGUGGCAGACAAGCAUGACCAGAUACUGGCGCUGCGCAGGGAGGUGAAUCAGCUGGAGGAGCAGCUACGCCAGGCCGACAUGCAGACGCACUUCAAGGAUGACAUCAUCAAGGAGCUGCGCAAGGAGGUCAAGGUGGCACGUAGUAAGGAGACGUUGGUAGAAGUACUGGGUAUUAAGGAGCGAUCCUUGUCUCACUUGGAACAGCUGACUGAACAGUUGGAGCAGAAGAACCAGGUGAUCAACUGUUUGAAGCAACAGCUGGCGACGGGAUCAUCUGAUCUGUUGUAUAGAGUAAGGCAGCAGGUGGACUGGUUCACAGAGAACAUCAGCCAACAGUGCAGCAAAGGCAACUGUUCUGAGGAGUUCAAGAAGUGCAUUACGACAAUGGUUGAGGAGCUGAAAGAGUCGAUAGAAUGCUGCAACCUAAACCCUUCAGACUCCACUGAGAUGGGUAAGGAUCCCAUAAAGUUUGUAACUUCUCUACAACAAAGUUUGGACAAAUCAAAGAAGGACAUUUGUCAAUCAUGGAACUCCAUAUCAGAAGCUGUACAGCAAAUGAACGAAACGAAUACGACUAUGUUGGUGGAUCAGUGGAAGGUCGGUCUAUGUAAACAGAAGAGUUUUCAGCAGAAACUGCAAGAAGUAGUCAGGUCCAUCAUAGACAUAAAAAAUAGUUCCAACACCAAUGUGUACUGUGUCACUAGAUCUAUGGAUUCUUUGCAGUCUCUGUUGUUUAAGUUUACAAAUGAGCUCAACACCCAGCCAAGUGGAAGAAGUUUUACUGGAUGGCUGAAAAAUCUUCAUUGUGUGGUCACUGAAUUGAUUACAAAAGUUCAAGAAGUAUCUCAAAUGAUUUCUGAUGUUAAAAACAGUGACGACAAAACCCAUGCAGACCUGGUGUGUAAGAUGCAGAUUGUGGAUUGCCUUCAGCAGGAGCUCAAUGAAGCUUUGAGGUCUGAAGCUAAGGCUUACGACAGCCUUUGUAGGAAGGAAAAAACUCAGAGAGUAAAAGUUGACUCGUUGAUGGCCUUGGUACUUCAUCAUCAGGAGACUUGGAAGCAGCAAAUGACUCUAACUGAUGACUUGAUGAAGGAAAUUCUGCGGCUGAGUAGGAAUUCAAGGAAUAGUUAUUCAAAAUCACCAGUUGCAAAUCCAACCGCAAGAAGAAAUGUAAACUGGAAGUCCCUGAUAUCAACAAUUUCUUGUGACAUAAAACAAUCACUUUGUAAUAUUGAACAGAGACAGAACCAGGUCAGCCAUUUGGAACUGGAUUUGAGUUCUGUCAAACUGGUACUUGAGUCUGCCCAAAAGGAAAUUGAUGAAAUAUCAAAGACUAACAAUCACCAAGAUGUAAUUCGCAAAGUGACUGUUUUGCUGUUGAAACUAAAGAAACAGAUCGCAAAUGCAUUGAUCAAGGCAAACGAUCUUGUAAAAGCUUAUGAGAGUACCAAACAAGAAUUUAUAAAUUCAUCAGAGCGUAUUCAUAAUUUACAAAAAGAAUGGGACGUUUUAGAACGAGAAGUACGCAGUCAUUGGGAACAGCUCUCAAAGGAUUUCAGUUUACCUCAAAAACCUAACAAAGGAGUCUGCCCCAGUCAAGAAGUCCUGGCAACUUAUGGGCAAAAAGUGAAGGAAUUAAAUGAAACUCUCGACUCUUAUUUUCUGCAACAGCAAAAUGAUAAGGCACCUUUUAAACCACUUCUUAGACAGUACAGAGGAGUAGAGCAAGUUCUGAAGAAAGAAACAGAUUCUGCUAUGAAAAAAGUCAAGGGAAAUAUGGUGGAACUGAAAUCAAACAUUAAAGACAGAGAUAAACUGACUGAAACGCAGGAUAAAACCAUAUGUGUUCUUCAGAACUCACUUAAGCGAUGUCACACUGAAGCAGAACAACUUCGCAAAACAAUUCAUUGCCUGGAACUACAAAAAUGUGAAACUGAAAGGGAAAGUAAGAGGAAAAUCCAAGAAUUGGAGUCCAAGAUUUCAAAACUUCAAAGUUGUUUGAAGAAAUAUGAAGAGGUCAAUGAUUUAAAAGAGAACGAUUUGGUAGAAAAGCUUCAGUUUGCCACACUUGAGCUCGCCUCACUUGCCGGUAAUCUACAAGAUGAUUGCAAAAUCGCUCAUCUCAAAAUAACAGAUCUUUACGAACAGCUGAGUGACAAAGAGAAACGUCAUCAAAAGGCUGAAGAAGAUUUUAAAUCAGCCAUUGCCAAUUUACAAGAAAGCAUAUUUAAAGAACAAAAGAGGGUUGGCGAGUUACAGGACAAAAAUAGACAGCUCGAAAAGCAAAUUGAAAAUUCAAAGUUAACUACUGAAUCAAAGAAAAUAAAAGAGGAAAAUGUGCAGAAAGAUCUAAUUGAAGAGUUGCAAGAUAAGGUUCACGAACUGCAAAAUAAAUUGAAGCUUUCCGAAGAAACAGUUGCAAAACAUCACAAAUCAGAAGCAGCCUUACAAAUUGUCAUUGCAAAUUUGAAAGAAUCUAUAUCUAAUGAAAGGAAAAAGAAGAUUGAGUCAGAAAAAGAAAAUAAUAAACUCAUAGAAAAAAUUAAAGAGUUAGAAGACAGCAGCAAAGAUGUGUCCAAGUCCAACCAGGAGACUAUUGAUAAAAUUACAGAUCUCAAGAAACAGAUAAAAUGUUGGACGAAACAAGUCUCAGAUCUUAGAGAUCAGUUGAAAACAACACAGGAGAAACUUUGUAGCUCUCUUAAACGAGAAAAACAACUACAACUCGAUCUAUCCUCAAAGGAUUCAAGAUACAAAGAAGAAAUCAGUAAAAAACAAGAGGAAAUUGACCAACUGACAAAGACAGUGGGGCAUCUAACUGACAAAAUUGAUGAGUCUCAAACAGAGCUUCAUACAACCAAAACCAAGACUUGUGAGGUGGAACUUAAACUGCAGAAUGUGUGUGGCGCGUAUGAUGAGCUGAAAUUGAAGGAGAAAGAGAAGGAGGCCCAGGCCAACAAGCUGCAGGCUGCGUUGACAGAGCUGAGUCGAAAGUUUGCUUCGUGUCGUCUGGACGCAGGAACAAGUCAGUGUGUGCGCCACUACCAGGAGGAAUGUGCCAAAUACGAGGCACUAUACAACACGACAGCCUGUAAACUUCGCUCCAAAGAAGUAGAGGUUUCUUCUUUGAAGCAAGAGUUGGAGAGGUUAAGAAGUGAACUGGACCACAUCUCUAUGGCUACUUCACAACAAAGAGAAGACGAGAGUUGUCCAUUCCUCAUGGAGAGAGUCCAUCAACUAUCGAGAGAAUUGCAAGUAGCUCACUCCUGCCAAAACAGCUAUGAGUCCAUGCUUAGAGAUAUAAGAGAACAAUUUUCUAAGAAAGAGGAAGAAAACUUUCACUUAAAAACACAAAUGAAACAAAUAACGCUGCAGAGGGAUACAAUACUUUCAGACUUGGAAUUAGCUACACAGGAGAUAAGUAGGCUGAAGAAUAAUAACUCCAGUUUGCAAUCAACAAUCAAAAGAUUGGAAAAGAGCAAUGCUCAGUUUUCGGAACAGUUGGUUUACGAGAGUGAUCACUCGGCUCACCUACAGCCCAACAUUGAGGUACAGAGGGAGAUCAGCACUGCUCUCACCAGCCAACUGAGAGGAGUCAAACAGAAGCUGCAUGCCACCAAACAUGAUUACAAAUUACUUCAAACAGCUUACGAGGAUCUGAACCGUAAGUACACGAUGCUGCAGCGAGGGGAGAGAGACUUGGAGGGGAUGAAAGAGGCGAAACCUGUGUCCAAGACUGAGUCUCAUUGUAGACCUUGUUUGGCCAAAUCAUCAAAGUCUGUCAAUUACAUAAAAACACCAGAGAACAUGAGGAGUCAGGACCAUUUUGACCAUUUGCCUCAUUCCAAGUCGUGGCACGAAGACAAAGAUUUGGAGAGAAGAUGGAAGCGGAAGCUACAAGAUGUUAUAAGAGGCGGAGAUGUGAUGCAUAACUCGUCUUCCAGCAACUGAACACAAGUGUGUCGACAACAAUAUUUUGAUACGUAUUUUAAAAUUGUAAUAAAGGUCUAUGCUUGCUGUAUUUAA
Macrosteles quadrilineatus (aster leafhopper) is the source of this 4962-nucleotide messenger RNA. RefSeq names its product interaptin-like. The record is from RefSeq and is a predicted model, not a curated record. NCBI's taxonomy places the organism in Eukaryota, Metazoa, Arthropoda, Insecta, Hemiptera, Cicadellidae. The transcript has 44 exons. The coding region runs from base 226 to 4887 and encodes 1553 amino acids.